Messenger RNA from Lachancea nothofagi CBS 11611, 906 nucleotides. The record is from the annotation of a GenBank genome assembly. Lineage: Eukaryota; Fungi; Ascomycota; Saccharomycetes; Saccharomycetales; Saccharomycetaceae.
AUGCUCAAGAAUGCUAAUGACAGCCUAUUUUGCCAAGUAGAGACCACCAAACCUACGGUGGAAAAUGUGACACCAUUUCCCCUGUUUCAGCAGACGCAGCCAAGAUUGAAAGGUGUAUCUUUGGAUGAACAAAAUGAACUGCCGAUCCUGUAUGGCGGCGGACGAGAGUUUCUUUUGGGCCUGAUACCGCAGCCAGGUGAACCGCUGAAGCCGGCAAGUGUUGAGGUUGUGGACCUGUUCGUUUUGAACACAUGUCUGGUGAUAUGGCUGAAAUCUCAUGAUACUGGAGUACAAGUGCCGUACCAAAACAUAGUAUACCACGGCGUUCAUUUGAUCGAUGAUUGUGAGACAAGUGCAGAAGGCCAUACGGUGGAGAUUGUUCUGACGAUUCAAAGAGAUCCAAUUUUAAAUCAACUUUUUCCUCCUCAGGCGAUGACUGCUCCGGAAACGUUGCUUGACUUCACAAUGUCGACUGUAGAGCUAGUUCUGCGGCCGCGGUACGCGGACUUUGAUCGUGUAUACAAUGAGGAGCUGGAAGAUUUGUUUACUUUCAAGCUGUUUGGGCUUAACCGAGGAGAUACUUUGGUGAUAAAUUGUAAUAACGCAAUUGCGAGGUGUAUGGAUUUCCACUACGUGGACGAACAAAGUGAGGAAGAGGCAGAGGAAGCCGAGAGUGUUGCUGGAACAGCCGAAUUCACUGGCUUAGGAGAGUUUCUCAACGACCAGACGCCGGUGUAUCACAACAUUGGUGCGGCAGACGAUCUUGAUGAAGACGACGGGGUCGUAAAGGACGACGCUGAUGCCGGCAUGUCACUCGAAUUUUACGGCAAUCAACAGCUGGCGGGUCGCAAGAAGAUGUGGGAGAACGACAUGGGCAUGGAUUCUUAUAAAAAGUACAAGAGCUGA